Molecule: messenger RNA, 208 nt
Organism: Meloidogyne enterolobii
Lineage: Eukaryota; Metazoa; Nematoda; Chromadorea; Rhabditida; Meloidogynidae
Source: the annotation of a GenBank genome assembly
GUGAGAAUGGAAAGAAAUAUAAAAAAAUUAAUUUUUAGUCAAAAUUUUGGAAAAAUUUCAAAAUCAAAAAAAAAUUUUAAGGAGAAUGUUUCCAGUUCUUCGUUGUCGACUUUUUGGCACACUUCCCGGUUUUCUUUACCUCGUCUAUCUUGAUCUAGUUCCAGUUGAAAAAGAACAUCGUUUUCGUUAUGCCUGUAAGUUUGGAUGA